Molecule: messenger RNA, 1075 nt
Organism: Acanthisitta chloris (rifleman)
Lineage: Eukaryota; Metazoa; Chordata; Aves; Passeriformes; Acanthisittidae
Product: alcohol dehydrogenase 1
Exons: 7
Biological process (GO): retinol metabolic process; retinoic acid metabolic process
Cellular component (GO): cytosol
Molecular function (GO): zinc ion binding; all-trans-retinol dehydrogenase (NAD+) activity
Source: RefSeq, a predicted model, not a curated record
GUGUGUUGGACAGGACCUGUGGUAUCAGCAACACAACUGCUUCAAGGCUGACAAUUCUUGGUGCCAGAAACCAGUGGUGGCAAGGCUCGAAACAGACACACACUGGUCAACAUGAGCACAGCAGGCAAAGUGAUUAAAUGCAAAGCAGCAGUACUGUGGGAAGCCAAUAAACCACUUAGUAUUGAGGAAGUGGAAGUUGCCCCACCAAAAGAACGUGAAGUUCGCGUAAAGAUCGUGGCCACAGGGAUCUGUCGCUCUGAUGACCAUGUGAUAACUGGUGCACUGGUUAUGCCUUUUCCAAUAAUUCUUGGGCAUGAAGCAGCUGGUGUUGUAGAGAGUGUUGGGCAGGGAGUGACUUCAGUCAAACCAGGAGACAAGGUUAUUCCACUCUUUAUUCCGCAGUGUGGGGAGUGCAACAAUUGCUUAAACGCCAAGGGUAACCUGUGCAGUAAAAAUGACCUUGCUUCAAGUGCUGGAUUAAUGCCUGAUGGCACAUCUAGAUUCACCUGUAAAGGAAAAGCAAUUCACCAUUUUCUUGGUACAAGUACCUUCUCUGAAUACACAGUACUGCCUGAGUCUGCUGUAGCCAAAAUUGAUUCUGCUGCUCCUCUGGAAAAAGUUUGUCUAAUUGGCUGUGGAUUUUCAACUGGUUAUGGGGCUGUUCUGCAGACUGCCAAGGUGGAACCAGGCUCUACCUGUGCUGUCUUUGGCCUUGGAGGAGUUGGUCUCUCUGCCAUCAUAGGCUGCAAGGCAGCUGGAGCUUCCCGCAUCAUUGCUGUGGAUAUCAAUAGUGACAAGUUUGCCAAGGCCAAGGAGCUGGGAGCCACCGACUGCAUCAACCCUAAGGAUUUCAAGAAGCCCAUUCAUGAAGUCAUGGUUGAAAUGACUGGCCAGGGUGUGGACUACUCCUUCGAGGUCAUUGGCCGUGUCGAUACCAUGACUGCAGCCUUGGCCUGUUGCAACUAUAACUACGGAGUCAGUGUGAUUGUGGGAGUGCCUCCUUCAGCACAAAAGAUCACUUUUGAUCCCAUGCUCCUCUUCACUGGUCGCAGCUGGAAAGGCUCCGUCUUCGGAG